Messenger RNA from Exophiala aquamarina CBS 119918, 744 nucleotides. RefSeq lists its product as uncharacterized. Bases 1 to 744 code for a protein of 247 amino acids. NCBI's taxonomy places the organism in Eukaryota, Fungi, Ascomycota, Eurotiomycetes, Chaetothyriales, Herpotrichiellaceae. The record is from RefSeq and is a predicted model, not a curated record. The transcript has a single exon.
AUGUCAUCAAAAGCUCCCUCUCCGCCCCUGCUCAACGGAACCCUCAGCUUCCCUGUGAUUCCUCUGAUCAGAGAUGCUCUUGAACACUGCAAGCGAGUCACCAGUCCUACCACCGUCAACUCCAGUAUCCGCAGUGCAUAUUUUGCUGUCUUGAUUUCUCAAAAGCUACCAAAGGAAAGUGAGCCCCUGGACGUCGAACUCAUCGUCUACUCUGCGAUCAUGCAUGACUUAGGCUGGGCAGUUGACAAGUCACUGCUUUCCAAGGAUAAGCGCUUCGAAGUUGACAGCGCCAACAUGGCCCGCACACAUCUUAAGGAGAACCAACUUGCCAACAACUGGGACAAACACCGCAUUCGACUUGCCUGGGAUGCGAUUGCGCUUCACACAACGCCCUCUUUCGCUCAGCACAAAGAGCCCGAAGUCAUGCUCUCAAGCAUGGGCAUCCUGGCCGAUUUCCAAGGACCUUUCAUCUCAAAUGAUUUGAUCACUGUCGAUGAAUACAGGGAGGUUGUUAGGGCCUUUCCUCGCUUGGGCUUCAAGGACCAGUUCCUCGAUAUUAUUUGUGUUCUCUCUGCUCUGAAGCCAGGGACAACGUACGACAAUUUUGUGAACGACUUUGGUUGUGAAUUUGGAACCGGCGGAAAGGGUGCCGGCAAAGAGGAGUUUGCAAAGCAUCGAAUUGCGAGCACAUUUCCUCACACUCUGCUUUCCUCCCUCAUUGCUACCGAAAAAUAUGACGACUGA